ACUCCAAACUCAGAGCAAAGUUAAGCACCAAGCUUGAGAUAGAUGGGGAAAAGAGGGGAGGAGACAGAAUUAUUUCCAAGAAAAAUGAGAUCUCAAGCUCAACCACCAUCUCUUUCUAUGCUCCUAAUUGUUCUGUUCGUUACUCCACAAUGCUUUCAAAUUGUCUCAUCUGCACAUGGAGAACAAAGCAAGCUUCAGUUGUACCUUGUUUAUUUGGGAGAGAAACAACACGAAGAUCCAGACGUCGUCACGGCAUCACACCAUGAUAUACUCACUUCUGUACUUGGGAGGAAGGAGGAUGCUCUUAGGUCCAUUGCCUACAGCUACAGGCAUGGAUUCUCUGGCUUUGCAGCAACUCUCGCAGAAUCUCAAGCAAAACGAAUUGCAGAGCUCCCUGAAGUUGUCAGCAUUGUGCCUAAUCGCAACCUCCAUUUGCAUACAACCCGAAGCUGGGACUUCAUGGGACUUGGGCUCGACCACAACCCCAAACUGCCUGAAAACUUACUGCACAAAGCGAAUCAUGGAGAGGGUAUUAUCAUCGGCAUUGUUGAUUCAGGUGUAUGGCCAGAAUCAAAAAGCUUCGAUGAUGCAGGCUACAGCCCGAUCCCCUCCCGAUGGCGAGGCAAAUGUCAAGUCGGCCAAAACUUCACCCUCCAAAACUGCAACAAGAAAAUAAUUGGAGCUCGAUACUAUACCGCUGGCACACCUGACGAGGACCUCCAAAACGAUUUCCUGUCCCCUCGAGACACGAAUACCCAUGGGACGCACACGGCCUCCACCGCUGCAGGCAACAUAGUUCCCAAUGCCAGCUUCAACAGCCUUGGAGCGGGGACCGCGAGAGGAGGAGCUCCUCGUGCUCGUCUGGCUAUCUAUAAGGUGGGGUGGGGUGAGCGAGGAUUCACUCCACUCGCCGCUGGAGUGAAGGCGAUCGAUGAUGCGAUUCAUGAUGGUGUUGAUGUGCUGUCGCUAUCGCUUGGUUGGGAUUUGUUGGAUUACCCCUACGCAACGCUGCACGCUGUUGAGAAGGGGAUUACGGUUGUAUUUGCUGGAGGGAACAGCGGUCCUGGACCACAGACGAUGGAGAGUGAUGCUCCGUGGGUUAUUACAGUGGCGGCAAGCACUUUGGAUCGAUCUUUUCCGACUAUGAUUACUCUUGGAAAUAAUCAACAAUUUGUGGCUCAGUCCAUGUAUACUAGUAUCAAGGGUGCCGACACUUUCUUCGAAAUAAUUCUUGACACCAGUUGCGAUCUUGGUCUUGCGAACCGUACUGAAAAUAUUGCCGAGAAGAUUGUGCUUUGUUAUCCUGACAACUUAGCCGAAAGCCUGCCCUUUGUAUAUGUACAAAAUGCAAUAGCUAACAUGCUACAAAUUGGGGCUAAGGGUCUGAUUGUUGCACAUUACAAUGUUGAUAUUGUUGGUGCUACGGCGAACUGCCUAUCGAUCCCAUGCGUGCUUAUAGACUUUGAAGCUCAACGAAAAAUUUAUACAUAUAUAGGCAGUACAAGAACCCCAAAGGUAAAGAUAUCACCAACACAAACUAUUGCAGGAGACAGCAUUCUUGCACCUAAGCUUGCUGCUUUUUCUUCAAGAGGACCAAGCGCAGCAUUCCCAGGAUUGAUCAAGCCUGAUAUUGCUGCCCCUGGGAGUAAUAUCCUGGCUGCAGGGCCCGGUGGUUAUUUCUUUGAUACAGGAACCUCUAUGGCGUGCCCGCAUGUAGCAGGAAUUGCUGCGUUGCUGAAGUCCCUCCACCCUGAUUGGUCUCCUGCAGCUAUAAAAUCCGCACUUGUGACGACAGCGUCCACCGGCGAUGCAUAUGGGGAGCCGAUAGCAGCAGAGUCUUCGCCAAGGAAGCUCGCUGACCCAUUUGACUUUGGUGGCGGCCAUGUCAACCCCAACGCAGCUGCAGAUCCUGGUCUAGUCUAUGACAUUAACCCAAAGGAUUUCUUCAAAUUCUUCCAAUGUGCGGGUAUUGAUUGUAAUAAAACAAUGAGUAAUCUAUAUGACCUAAAUCUCCCCUCAAUUUCCAUUCAUGAUCUUAAAACUGCUAAGACAGUAUCAAGAACAGUUACCAAUGUGGGCAAGGUUGACUCAGUGUACAAAGCAGUUGUUCAAGCUCCAAUUGGGGUUAAAAUGGUGGUGAAACCUUCAGUUUUACAUUUUAACGUGUCAAUGAAAAUACAAACCUUCAAGGUUUCUUUUGUUGCGACGAGAAAGGUGCAAGGGGACUAUAGUUUUGGGAGCUUGACUUGGGUUGAGGAUCAUGGGACUCACUCGGUUAGGAUUCCAAUUGCGGUCCGUAGAGUGAUUGUGGACUCAUACUCGGAUGUCGGAAAUUAGAGUUUAGGUGCGCAUGUAAGUAAUGUGCCGUUGUUGGCUGCUAAAUAAAUGAUGCUUGGAUGUUGGAAAUUAGAGUUUAGGUGGACAUGUAAGUAAUAUGCGGUUUUUGGCUGCUAAAUAAAUGAUGUUUGUGUAUGUUUUGUUAGUGUAUGUUUAUGUUAGUGUUGUUGGCUGCUAAAUAAAUGAUGUUAAUUUUGUGUAUGUUUA
Asparagus officinalis (garden asparagus) is the source of this 2544-nucleotide messenger RNA. RefSeq names its product subtilisin-like protease SBT3.8. The record is from RefSeq and is a predicted model, not a curated record. Gene Ontology annotation, molecular function: serine-type endopeptidase activity. Gene Ontology annotation, biological process: proteolysis. NCBI's taxonomy places the organism in Eukaryota, Viridiplantae, Streptophyta, Magnoliopsida, Asparagales, Asparagaceae. The transcript is spliced from 10 exons. Bases 43 to 2337 code for a protein of 764 amino acids.